Quercus robur (English oak) is the source of this 495-nucleotide messenger RNA. Its product is annotated as protein DOWN-REGULATED IN DIF1 11-like. The transcript has a single exon. Lineage: Eukaryota; Viridiplantae; Streptophyta; Magnoliopsida; Fagales; Fagaceae. The coding region runs from base 1 to 495 and encodes 164 amino acids. The record is from RefSeq and is a predicted model, not a curated record.
AUGGCAAUGGAAAGGCUUAACAGCUUCUCUUUCGUGGUGACCAUGUUAUUAGCUUGUCGGGUGACCUUUCUUUCACCGGGACUCGCAUCCAGAGUCCUCUCAACCUCAGAAAGCGAAGCACCUGGUUAUUAUGAUGAGACUGAUUUAGCUCCUAUAGAAGCUUUUCGAGACUUUCCACCAGAGCCAUUGGCUACUGAUCCAAACUCUGAAUUUUUGGAAGUUUGCUCAAAGAGACUAACCCCAGACUGUGGGGAAUCAAUCUUUAAGAAUGUCUUUGCGGAUGAUUCUAUGCCUGUCGAGGAUAAUUGUUGUCUCUUGCUUGUGUCAAUGGGAAGAACUUGCCACAACAAGUUGGUGGAUAAUUCCAUCAAUAAAAUACACGACUACAAAUCCAACGAAACCAUAACACGACUAAGAAGUGUGCAAAUCUGGAAUAAGUGUGCUUUACUUGCAGACAAUGCUGUUCCACAGACUGCAUCCCCCAUAGAAGAUUAA